AUGGAGACACAGAAUUAUUCUGCUGUGACUGAAUUCUUUCUGGUGGGAUUUUCCAGAUACCCAGAGCUCCAGCUUUCUCUGCUUAUGUUUUGUCUCACCAUGUACCUAAUAAUCCUUCUGGGAAAUAGCCUCCUCAUUAUCAUCAGCAUCCUGGAUUCUCACCUCCACACCCCCAUGUACUUCUUCCUUGGAAACCUCUCAUUCUUGGAUAUAUGCUAUACAUCCUCUUUCAUUCCUCCAAUGCUCAACAUAUUUAGGUCAGAGAGAAAAACAAUCUCCUUCUUUGGCUGUGCUCUGCAGAUGGUUGUCUCCCUUGGCUUGGGCUGUACUGAGUGCAUCCUCCUUGCUGUGAUGGCCUAUGAUCGGUAUGUGGCCAUCUGCAACCCACUGAGGUAUCCAAUCAUCAUGAAUAGGGUGUUAUAUGUUCAAACGGCUGUGUGGUCUUGGAUCAUAGGCUGUCUAAACUCUCUAGUGCAAACAGUCCUGACAAUGUUGUUGCCUUUCUGUGGGAAUAAUGUCAUUGACCAUCUUACCUGUGAGUUGUUGGCUCUUCUUAAACUCAUUUGUUCAGACAUCACCAUCAAUGUGCUUAUCUUAACAGUGGGAAGUAUUGUUUUCUUAGUGAUUCCCCUACUGUCAAUUUUUAUUUCUUAUGUUUUCAUUCUCUCUACCAUCCUGAGGCUUAACUCUGCUGAGGGGAGAAAGAAAGCUUUUUCUACAUGUUCAGCACACCUGGCUGUGGUGAUUUUAUUCUAUGGUUCAGCUCUUUUUAUGUACAUGAAGCCCAAGUCAAAAGACACAAAGACAUCUGAUGAGAUCAUUGGGCUAUCUUAUGGGGUAGUGACCCCAAUGUUGAACCCCAUUAUCUAUAGCCUGAGGAAUAAGGAAGUCAAAGAGGCUGUGAAGAAAGUCCUCAGAAGACAUCUUCACUUACAGAAAAUAUGA
Messenger RNA from Otolemur garnettii (small-eared galago), 945 nucleotides. Its product is annotated as olfactory receptor 13D1-like. The coding region runs from base 1 to 945 and encodes 314 amino acids. The record is from RefSeq and is a predicted model, not a curated record. The transcript has a single exon. Gene Ontology annotation, biological process: G protein-coupled receptor signaling pathway. NCBI's taxonomy places the organism in Eukaryota, Metazoa, Chordata, Mammalia, Primates, Galagidae. Gene Ontology annotation, molecular function: olfactory receptor activity; G protein-coupled receptor activity. Gene Ontology annotation, cellular component: membrane.